Malurus melanocephalus (red-backed fairy wren) is the source of this 1835-nucleotide messenger RNA. Its product is annotated as ovalbumin-like. The record is from RefSeq and is a predicted model, not a curated record. NCBI's taxonomy places the organism in Eukaryota, Metazoa, Chordata, Aves, Passeriformes, Maluridae. Gene Ontology annotation, molecular function: serine-type endopeptidase inhibitor activity. Bases 49 to 1212 code for a protein of 387 amino acids. The transcript is spliced from 7 exons. Gene Ontology annotation, biological process: negative regulation of endopeptidase activity.
GACCAUAGAGUUGUAUUUCUGUUUGCUGUAGAUAACACUGAUUUCACAAUGGGCUCCAUCAGUGCAGCAAAUGCUGAAUUUUGUUUUGAUGUAUUCAAAGAGCUGAAACUUCACCAUCCCAAYGACAACAUCUUUUAUUGCCCCCUGAGCAUGAUUGCAGCCUUGACCAUGGUCUAUCUGGGAGCAAGAAAUAAUACUGAGUAUCAGAUGGAGAAGGUUCUUCACUUUGACAAAAUUGCAGGACUUGGAACUACCCAGACCAAGUGUGGCAAGUCUGUGAAUAUCCACCUACUCUUUAAAGAAAUUCUCUCUGAUAUCACUGAACCAAAAGCCAAUUAUUCACUCCACAUUGCCAACAGACUCUAUGCUGAAAAGACAAGUCAAAUCCUACCGAUCUACUCAAAAUGUGUGAAGAAACUGUACAGAUCUGGUCUAGAGAUGGUCAACUUCAAAACAGCAUCAAAUCAAGCCAGACAGCGCAUUAAUUCCUGGGUGAAAAAUCAGACAAACGGACAGAUCCAGGAUUUCCUUGAACCAAGCUCUGUUAAUCCUCAGACUGUGCUGGUCCUUGUGAAUGCCAUUUACUUCAAAGGGAUAUGGGAGACUGCAUUUAAAGAAGAAGACACUCAGGAAGUGCCUUUCAAUGUSACAGAGCAAGAGAGCAGACCYGUGCAAAUGAUGUGUCAGAACAGCACCUUCAAAGUGGGAAGAGUGGCUGAAGAGAAAAUUAAGAUCCUGGAGMUUCCCUACGCCAGYGGAGASMUGAGCCUGUUGGUGCUGCUGCCUGAUGACAUCUCUGGCCUGGAGCAGCUUGAGAACAAAAUCAGCUUUGAAAAACUUACAGAGUGGACCAGUUCAGAGGUGAUGGAAAAGAAGAGAGUGAARGUGUACCUCCCACGCAUGAAGAUUGAGGAGAAAUAYAACCUCACAUCUGUCUUAACAUCCUUGGGUAUGACCGACCUGUUCAGYCSCUCGGCCAAUCUCUCUGGCAUCUCUUCGGCAGAGGGCCUGAAGUUAUCGGAUGCCAUCCACAGGGCAUUCAUGGAAGUCACUGAAGAGGGCGCUGAGGAGGCUGGGUCAGCAGAUGACACAGAAAACAUCCAGCACUCCUCUGACCUUGAAGAGUUUAGGGCUGACCACCCAUWCCUUUUCUUGGUCAAACACAAUCCAAGCAACAUGAUCCUCUUCUUUGGCAGAUAUUGYUMUCCCUAAAGAGAAAAGGGCUGGAAAUAAGGCUUGCCUACCCCUCAGAAACAGACCCCCUUUUUCUAGUAUUGUAGUAUAACCUCAUCUCUUCAAUAUUUUCUCCAAGUGGAAACGCUACGCUCAUGCCCCUUCAAGAAUUUUCCACAGCAAAGGCAGACACAUCUGCAGGUGAGGAAAUAGCAACAAGUGUGUUUGCUCCUGUCCCUUCUCAGAUUGGUUUCAGUGUUAAUUAAGCCAAGCAAAGACUGAGCCCACAGAGAGUAGAAGUGAUCAAAAUCCAGGGAGGGGUCAAAUGAUUUUCGCUUGAAGAACUAUCUGCAGGCACGACUCCAAGUCUUUGGUAUUCCAUUACAUGGAAAGCCAUGGGCUCUGCUCAUCCCAUUCCCUGGUACUGUCCUGCUGACAAACCCAUGUUUGUCUUUGAGAUCUCCAGUCUGGAGGAGAUGUUUGUGAACAAGAUUCCACUAUGCAGGGUAUUAACUGGUGCCUAUGCAAUUUUUUUUUUUUUUGUUACUUUGCUUUUGGAAAAUGGUGUACAUAUUCCCUAUCACCAGAGCUGUCCUCUCACCAUGAGCACCUCAAGUAACACUGAAUUUCUUUCAGAGGUUCUCCAAAGUCAUGGAGAGUUU